Molecule: messenger RNA, 858 nt
Organism: Suillus plorans
Lineage: Eukaryota; Fungi; Basidiomycota; Agaricomycetes; Boletales; Suillaceae
Exons: 1
Coding region: 1-858 (285 amino acids)
Source: RefSeq, a predicted model, not a curated record
AUGUCCCUUCCUCAAGUGCACUUUCACGGGUCUGCCUGCUGGCCUAUACAUGCAUUUGAUGAGUCACAUUACUGUAAGGCUUCCCUCCUUUUGAUAACGCUUGCACUCAUAAACUCUAAGCUAACCGUAGACGAAACGGAACAAACCCUGCCCGUUGCUGACGGAUGUCCCACCAAACGCCCUCUCGACUUGACGCAAUCGCCCGAAUUACCAGACAUCGUCUCUCCUACAAGCACCUUGGCCAGCAGCACCCUGUCCCUACUCAAUAGGGUCACGGGUUUAGUCACACCAUCUACGCAUGCAUUCGAAGAGCCCCCCAAUAAGAAGCGACGAACCGAACCACCCCCUUCGCCCUCUCCCAUCACUACUACGUUAUCUCCCGGUAUGAUCCCACUGGAACAUACUCAAAAACUCCAAAUAAUCAGUGAGUACAUUGAAGAUAAUAUCGGCUGCUGUCCCUUUCAUGGCAUGUCCUCGUCUCUUGAGAUUAUCAACCAACACGCAGAUCUCUGCCAUUGCGACCUCAUCGACACCAGUAAAUACAAAGCCGUUUUCCGCAAGGUCAUGCGCAAAAGUGUCAACAACAGCAUGUUAUGUUUCUCUUGCUGUGGUUACAUGGGCUUUCACCACCCUGUGGAACGCUCGUGCGACAGCGAUGCUCUCCAGGACAUCUGGAUCGGCAUUCCUUACAUCGUCUUCUGUGUCCCGGCGGUACAUCACAUCAUAUUCGCAGCCCUCGGCAAGCACAACUACCGUCUCAUCAUCCAUGACAUUGAAUCCUUUGUCAUCUGGCUUUUUCAGCCAUCACCUCACAACAGCAUCCCCACGAGAGCAACCCGAACGUGUUCGACUUGUUGA